Hyalella azteca is the source of this 4307-nucleotide messenger RNA. RefSeq names its product golgin subfamily A member 6-like protein 2. Lineage: Eukaryota; Metazoa; Arthropoda; Malacostraca; Amphipoda; Hyalellidae. Bases 201 to 1688 code for a protein of 495 amino acids. The transcript is spliced from 2 exons. The record is from RefSeq and is a predicted model, not a curated record.
CGUUCUGCCGGAGAGACCACGCGCGAUCACGCUUCUUCCUACGCUUUUGCUUCAUAGAAAUAGAAGUUGUAUGAAACGUAAUUUAGUCGAACAAGUGUUUGAAUCGAGUGAGUUCGACCUUUUUCUCUGAUAAUUAUAAAGAAGAAACUAAUCAAUUCAAACUGGUUUGAAGACUCAUUGUUCGACCGACGAAAAACGCAAUGAGCGCUAAAGUUUGGGUUUACUUAGCAGUGCUGUGCGCCGCCUUCGUGUCAGGAGUGCUAGCUGCGCCCCAUCGCCUUGAUGACAGAACUCAUGACCACGCAGACGAUCAUACGAAACUGCUGAGCCAUGACGGUCUGAAAGAAAUGGACGUUAAGGAAGGCUCAGAUAUUGCUCAUGAACAUCCAGCCAACGACCAAGGAGAUACUGUAAACAAUGAUCAAGAAGAUUUAACUAACAAUGAAGACCGAGCCAAUGGCCAAGACGUUAUUACUGAAGGUCAGGAGAAGCCAGCCAAGAGUCAAGACGUAAUUGCUGGUAGCCAGGACGAGUCAGCCAAGAGUCAAGAUGCCAUUGCUGGCGGCCAUGACAAGCCAGCCAAGAGUCAGGACGUAACAGCUGGUGGACAAGACAAGUCAGCCAAGAGCCAAGAUGCUAUUAUUGAAGGUCAGGACAAGCCAGCCAAGAGUCAAGACGUAAUUGCUAAUGACCAGGAAAAGCAAGCCAAGAGUCAAGAAGUAAUUGCUGGUGGCCAAGGCGAGUCAGCCAAGAGUCAAGACGUAAUUGUUAGCGGUCAGCAAAAGCCUGCCAAGAGUCAAGACGUAAUUGCUGAUGGCCGAGAGAAGCAAGCUAAGAGUCAUGACUUAACUGCUGGUGGCCAAGACAAGCCAGCCAAGAGUCAAGACGUAAUUGUUGGUGGUCAAGACAAGCCAGCCAAGAGUCAAGACGUAAUUGUUGGUGGUCAAGACAAGCCAGCCAAGAGUCAAGACGUAAUUGCUGGUGCUCAAGACGAGUCAGCCAAGAGUCAAGGCGUAAUUGUUGGUGGCCAAGACAAACCAGCCAAGAGUCGAGACGUAAUUGCUGAUGACCAGAAGUCAGCCAAGAUUCAAGACGUAAUUGUUGGUGGGCAAAACAAGCCAGCCAAGAGUCAUGAGGUAAUUGCUGGUGGCCAAGACGAGUCAGCCAAGAGUCAAGACGUAAUUGUUGGUGGUCAGGACGAGUCAGCCAAGAGUCAAGACGUAAUUGUUAGUGGUCAGCAAAAGCCAGCCAAGACUCAAGACGUAAUUGUUGGUCGGGAAAAGCCAGCCAAGAGUCAAGACGUAAUUGUCGGUGGUCAGGACGAGUCAGCCAAGAGUCAAGACAUAAUUACUGGUCAGGACAAGCCAUCCAACGGUAAAGACAAGAUUCUUGUUUCCAGUCAUGAAGGUCCCGUUCUCGACCAUGACGACCACACUCGCGCGCACCAGUUGCACGGUACCAAUAACAUCGGCCUUGACAAGCCCGACGCAGCAAGCGGAGCUGCCGAGGAAGUUUCAGCGUCCGAAAAGAAGCGCGCUGGAAAGAAGGAAUCUAUUGCAACUGACAGCGACGUCAUUUCCAAAAGCCUCCACGAUACCGAAAGAGACGACCACUCUCCUUGCUCCAGGCGGUGCUUCGGUGCUGAUGGAAGUGGCUCGAGCUGCUGCGAUUCCAAUCUCGGGCAUUAGUUUUUUUCUGGUUUGAUGAAACGAGACGAAUCCAUUACGGAACCCUAAAAUUAAAUGGUUCAUGAAACCUUGAAAACUAUGUAGGCUUCCUAAAUUUUGGUGACUAAAACCGUUAGGAAUUAGAAUACAAUAAAUAUCUCAGCUCGCUAGUGAACAUUAUGGGACACUUGCCUCAAUUUCUUUUCCUGACUCGAGACUGCGUUGUCUUAGAGUCUUCUUUGUUUCUCAUGUGACUUAUUUUUGUAUUGCAUGUCAGCGACUGAGGAGCAAUACUAUUAAUUCGAUUACCCUUAGUAAUCAUUUAAAAUAAAAAAUUUAAGUUAAUAAUGGACUCUUCUAUAACUCGUAAAACCUUAAUAAUUAAUAGUUCUUUCCCGCUGUUUCUGUAAAAUUGUCAUUCUUCAUGUGAGAUAUUUUGCCUUCGGUUACCAUGCCGGCUAAAUUAAUCAUGAGGAAUAAAUUACACUGAAAUGGUGAACAUAUUCCAGCAUUGUCCAGCCAAACAUGUACAAGUUCUAAGUAUCUCAUGCUUUUUGUGAUUCAUGUCAACAUUUUUUCUAUUCAAAUUAAUUUUCGUGGAAUUUAAAAAUUCAGAAUUUCUUGAAAACAUUACCAACCAUCGAUGCUAAAGUUCGUCUGUACCCUGUCUCUCUUGACUGAAUUUCAUCGCAAGACUCAAAAAUAAUGUCAUACUGCCGAGUGCCGACAUUCAUAUUUAGUGUACUAAAACGUACCAGCAAAUUCUGUAUCUAUAGGCUUAUCAGUGACCCGCCAGAAUAUUAAUUAUCUUCUUUUAAGUGUUAUCAGGUGAGGGCCCAGCUGAUAAUAGGCCCAUACCUCGACAAUGACACUCACUGUGCUGUGAACGCUUCAAAUCUAUCAAAGUCUUUCAUAAAUACAACAUUAAAUGAAACUUAUGUGGCUUCAGAGCAUGAAAGAUGCGUUUGCCGCACCUAGACUGAAUUUUUGACACGGAAAGAUUAAUAAAUUGAUGAAUAUAAACGACAGACACUUUCUUCAGCAUUGUUUUCCACAAAUAUCGAUAUUCUCAUCACAAUUCCGUUCGCGUAUUACACGGGUUGAAAUCCAAAUAUAAUAAAUGUUAUAUUCAUUAAAUUAGAACGGGUGGUCAUAUUAUUUUAGAACAUUUAUUGACAUUUAAAUACCAGCAGCAAUCGUGUGACAAGAAAUUAUUUGAACCCGAAAUAAAAUCAGAAAAAUAAUCGUAUAUUUGAGCUCAAUAUAUCAUGUGUCGCAACUGAUUGUGAUUUAGAAGGCUUUAUUAUUUGAUGAGCACGAUUUAAGUCCCGUUGACAUAGGUCAUUAUAGGUUAUGAUUGAGGAGCUAUACCUAUGUUCGAUCAUUCCAUAUUUUUCAGUAAAAAGGCACACGUGCAUAUGUGAUGAAAUUUGUGAACGUUGUCUUCAGUUUGCGCAUGUAUCUAAUUCAUCUCUCUAAAUAAUUUGUACAUAUUUCUAUCAGAGCUUCGAUCGUUUAACUCUGACGCUGACUUGAGACGUCCCCUGUUGUGGCCCGAUUACCCGAUCGAAUGGAGGAGGGCCAUAGCCCCUGUAGUGCCAGGGUUAUCAUGUCAUAUUGUACUCGUCCAAAUUGUCUGAACUUCGAAUAGUGAAUUGAAUAUAAACCCAGAUUAUGUAUGAACUGCAGCUAGAGAUUGGCUUGAAUGCAUGACUCGCAGCUAGAGAUUAUACUUGAAAUAUCACACAGGUUAAAAACGAUACGUUUUCAUGGAGUCACUGUUACAUCCCAAAAAAUACAAUUUUGUCACAAUUAUUCUACCCAUUCUCGUACGCACGUGUACUCAUAAGAAGGUCAACUGUCAGAAGAGCAAGCCCAAUUUAAUCGCUUCAAUUCGCAUGUUGCCAAACGUUUGCUACGCCACAAAUAGACUGGCGCAAUAUUGUCUUUUGCUUUCAUUGCGCCAAGAAGUCUCGUAUGGCAACUGCACGUUGCUCCAAAGUCCAAGCAGCAACAAAUGUAAUUUUUAUACCUUAUAUUAAUUAAUUAAAAAAGGAAAUGACUUUUCCAUCUCUUCUUAUUAUAUUUUAGAUAAAACGCGAGCUGACGCUUUUUUUUAAUUCUCAGCCCAUGAUAUAUUAUGGAAGAAGAGUUCAAGUUUCAUUUACGAUGACGCUCAUUAAAAUGCGUUAUUAUUUAUCUUAUUCCUUGGUGAUAACUGCAUGAAAAUUACAAAGUUAAUUGCUACCACUCUAGUUAGAUGGUAUCUCAUCACGUCCCAGUUAACUCACUUGACCUAUCCUUAUCAACGCGUUUCGUCAGCGCCUAUUUUGGCUUCUGAUUAUUUCCCUGAUGAAAUCAACUCUUAUCGGUAGUGGACAGGCUCUCUAAACGCCGAAAUAAUUCGAGAUAUAUUCUGUGUGUCACCAAUUUGGUUCCUAUGCUCAAGGAGAAGUAUUAUGAGUAUUUAAAACAAACAUAUUUGUAAUAUGUCAUUUUCAACAGCUUACAUAAGAUUUUUUAUUUUCGAUAUGCAUUAUGUAUCUUAACAAACUUGUCUAAUUGAAAGGCUCUACCCUAACUAUGCUAAUUAUGUAUAUUGUAAAUAAAGGUACAAAAAAUUCUGUUUUAGAUCUUUUA